Messenger RNA from Neodiprion virginianus, 643 nucleotides. RefSeq names its product ubiquitin-40S ribosomal protein S27a (gene RpS27A). Gene Ontology annotation, cellular component: ribosome; cytoplasm; nucleus. The record is from RefSeq and is a predicted model, not a curated record. Gene Ontology annotation, biological process: translation; modification-dependent protein catabolic process; protein ubiquitination. Lineage: Eukaryota; Metazoa; Arthropoda; Insecta; Hymenoptera; Diprionidae. The transcript has 4 exons. Gene Ontology annotation, molecular function: structural constituent of ribosome; protein tag activity; ubiquitin protein ligase binding. Bases 143 to 613 code for a protein of 156 amino acids.
GGUUCAUGGCAUAAGGUGAACGUCGCAAGAAGGGGAGAAAGAUUUCUUAUCCACUCGACUUUCCCUCUAAGCCGCCUCGAUACUCGGCGGUCUUUUCUGUUCCUGGCGUGGUCGGCUGUAGCUGGUCUAGACCAUAACCAUCAUGCAGAUAUUCGUCAAAACUUUAACUGGGAAGACAAUCACAUUGGAGGUGGAAGCCUCCGAUACGAUUGAAAAUGUGAAGGCAAAAAUACAAGAUAAAGAAGGGAUUCCCCCUGAUCAGCAGCGUUUGAUUUUUGCUGGCAAGCAACUUGAGGAUGGAAGAACUCUUUCCGAUUACAAUAUCCAGAAAGAAUCUACGCUUCACUUGGUACUCCGCCUUCGUGGUGGAGCCAAGAAACGCAAGAAGAAGAAUUACUCCACCCCCAAGAAGAUCAAGCACAAGAAGAAGAAGGUUAAGCUUGCUGUCCUCAAGUUUUACAAGGUCGACGAGAAUGGCAAGAUUCAUCGUCUACGACGAGAAUGUCCUUCCGAACAAUGCGGUGCCGGAGUUUUCAUGGCAGCCAUGGAAGACCGUCAUUACUGCGGAAAAUGUGGCUAUACUCUCGUCUUCAACAAGCCUGAAGAUAAAUAAUAUGUGUAUCCCGUAUAAAUAACGACAAAA